ACCCUCUAUACUGGUCCCUGAAACCUAGAUAUUCGGACUUCGGUCCGGCUACCUCGCAACUGCUUCAGCCCCGCGAUAUUGCAGGGGAGCUUCAGCAUCGUGGUGUGAUAGUGCUAACGUCACAUAUACCGAAGCUAGACCCUACUGUCAAGAUUGCAUCUCAUCUCUUGCUGUAGUGUUUCUUUCUGUCCCACACAAAUCCUCCAUAUCGAUACAAUGCCCGAACCAAUUUCUUCAUCAGCGGGAAGGAAUAUGAAUGAGCGCAGGCUUUCUCGUGCUGGGGAGCAGCAUGGCGCGAACCAGGAACGAAAACUUCGAUCGGCAUGCGACGCCUGCCAUAGUGCGAAAAUACGCUGCUCGGGCGGUGCUGUACCGUGUACAAGAUGUGAAAGAGAUGGCGUGCAAUGCCACUACAGCUUCCGCGCGAACCUUGGAAAGCCAAAAGGAAGCUUGAACAAGAAGACUUUGGAGCGGCUACGAAGGAAUGCCGAGCAGCAGGCUGCUUUAGAUCCAGCACCAGGACAUGCGAGAGCGCAGUCCAUCUCGAACUCGCCAAGUCAUAACAGCUACGAACGGAACCAGCAGUUUCCGGAAAGCACUGGCAGUAUGAGCAUGCAGCGGACCAUGUCUGCGUGCGAUCCAAUCUCCACAUUGUCGAUGCCUCCGCAGCAGCCGUCUACUCCUCUUUCUCCUGCGAACUUGGACGAUAUCAUGGGACUCGGAAAUAACUCAUUGAGCGACAAUUCUGGCUUCUCCAACUUGUCGAUGUUUGACGAUAGCAUGCCGGAUUUCCACGAUUCGAUUGACGUGAUGCACCCCUUCUCCCCAAAAUUCCCCUCAAGAGCGCCCACUCCACCAAGAUUGCACUCAUACACCUCUGUCCAGUCCAUUCGACCGACCAGCUGCGAGUCUUCUUCCGACGACUCGUCAGACUCCGAAUCAGACGAAUGCAAAAAGCUCGAGGCCUUUACUCUCUUCGCAUCCGCGUGUACACGAAAAGCCCAGCCUUCCGUCCCACCGCUCUACAUGUCCCGUCACGACAGCUUUGCCUCUAAUUGGGGCGCACAAGACUCUUACAACCCGAUGCCCUCACCCACAACCACCGACUCGCAAUCUUCACGUUCCCAUACGCGCGUCGGCUCGCUAUCUUGUGCAUGCGCCUGCUUUCAGACGCUCACAGAGCAGCUAUGCCAAAUACGAGUCGCAGAAACGCAGCAGACAAGUCCUUAUAGAGCUGCGGCCGGCAUCGAUACCACCCUCCACCGCACCACCUCGACUUUGACCUCGGUCUCCGCAUUCCUCUCUUGCCCUGUUUGUUCCACCGAUUUGCACGUCUUCUCAAUCGCGUCUAUGCUGCUCUCGACGACGCUCACACUUAGCGAGGCGCUGGUGACGCCAGGGCCGCAGCUUGACAUCCGCAUAGGCAACUAUGCAGCGUCAGGGGCGCUCGGCGAGGUGGUCAAAACGGUGCUUGUGAGUACAGAGCUAGGGAAGCUGAAAGAGUUGCUGGCGGUGUACGGGCGUAAGGUGGACUGCCUGCAGGGCGAGGCGGCGCAUGUUGAUUUCCUGCGGUUUCAGGCGCGGAAUCUGGAUCGCGAGUUGAGGCAGAUGACGAAGAGGGUGGCGGUGCCUGAUUUGAGGGCGAUAGCGAGGCGAUGAGAUUUCAUUCAAGCUGCUCGGAACUCUGUGAUCAUUGGUGUUUGGUGUUCGAUGUUUGACCAGGUACCUGGCGUUGCAUGGAUAUAUUUUCGUCUGCGAUUUUGAGAUUGGCUAAGAUCAGCGUUGCUGGAUCAUGAAUACCCGUUCCAUUUACUAUGUUAGUUAGCAUGACACUCAACUUUUUGACAGUAAUCAAGCAUUGCGUGCGAAG
Molecule: messenger RNA, 1870 nt
Organism: Mytilinidion resinicola
Lineage: Eukaryota; Fungi; Ascomycota; Dothideomycetes; Mytilinidiales; Mytilinidiaceae
Exons: 3
Coding region: 217-1659 (480 amino acids)
Biological process (GO): positive regulation of transcription by RNA polymerase II
Cellular component (GO): nucleus
Molecular function (GO): sequence-specific DNA binding; DNA-binding transcription factor activity, RNA polymerase II-specific; zinc ion binding
Source: RefSeq, a predicted model, not a curated record